CUUCAGUCUUAUCCAACCUCGUUUGUAAUCAACGUUAAUCGCAGUAAGCCGGAAAUAAAAGCAGCACUAUAUUCUCUUCUUAAUUAGACUGAUAAAGUCGAUCGGAAGAAAACGGCAGCAGAAAAAUGGUCACCUGUUAUCGAUCGGUGUGCUCCGGCCGUCAAAACGUGCCUACUCUGCUACAUGAACCGUUAAAUCAGCCCCAAUUACCUCUAGCCAGUGCAGCUGGGCUGGUCGAUGGCGUGGACAGCUUCCUGCGCCAGUUCGAGGCACGAUUAAACAGUUCAUGGCAAAACGCCCUUUUCAUUAAGUGGUACGCCGUGCUGAUCAACGUGGUCGAAGCGUGUUUCACAAUUUACGCAAUAGUCAAGUUGAGACGAGACAGAGUAAACGGAACCGGAAACAGUGGAUCUGGUGCAAUUAGCAGAUGUCUCUAUUUGCUAUCGAAACUGAUGACAGUACUAUCCAACGUGUUGGCAAUUGUUGGGAUAUUGAAGGUAAAGCACUUGGCCAAGAGUAACUACCUACUUCCAUAUUUCCUCAUACAUACGGUUGUUUUAGUUCUGGAGUUGAACUAUUACGUAGUCGGCACGGCACUUCGUUUGGGUUUACGCAAACCUGUAACACAAUCUUCCGGAAUGGUAGACAGAUCAAUUUGGCGAGCUUUGUCGAUGUUGGCGUUUAUUGCGUUUAACUUGCUCAUAAUGAUAGGAGCAAGAUUUGCCACGGCGGGUUCCAUAGCCAGUGCCGACCGAAUGUGGAGCGAAACAUGACAUUGGAGGCACCAAACGUGCAUUUUUGUGCUUACCUUUCAGUUCAAGUUCAUACCGAACACAACGAUUUUCCGGUCGCCGUUCGGUCAAGUUGUGGUAAAUUGAUUGUGGCAAUAUUAUGCACAUGUGAAAUGUAAUUUAUCUUCUGAAUACAUGAAAUUUGCUUGUAU
This is a messenger RNA of Malaya genurostris, 943 nucleotides long. RefSeq lists its product as uncharacterized. NCBI's taxonomy places the organism in Eukaryota, Metazoa, Arthropoda, Insecta, Diptera, Culicidae. The transcript has 4 exons. The record is from RefSeq and is a predicted model, not a curated record. Bases 126 to 773 code for a protein of 215 amino acids.